AUGGAACCAGGAAAGGCUUCGAAUAAUUUGAAGGAGGACCAGAGCCAGAAACGAGAGCCUUCAACAUCUACAGGCUCUAAAACAUCCAGACCGAGGCGUGGCAGGCCUGCCGGUGCAAACCGGACCCCUCUGUCCUUGGAAGAAAGGCGCGCUAGGAACGCUCAGUAUGAGCGUGAAAGGCGAGAGGACUUGGCCGAAGCUCACUCGGAGCUAGCAGAGGCCGCGGGCUGUGAUCCUAAUAUAUCGACGGACGACUUGAUGACACUCGUCAUCACAAAACUCCAGCAGACAAUUCCUGCAGAAGACAUUAGGCUGGCUAAUGUAGAUCUGGAGGCACAAAUUGCCAAAUGUAUCGAGCAGUUGCCUCCGGAUUACAUCGUCAGCGAUGAUGAAGAGGAGGUGCAGCCGGAAGAGCCCAACACUCGAAAACGGAAACCAUCACAUCGUGAUACGUUUAGUGAUGACAAACGUAUGCGGCUCGGUGGGAUGCAAAUGCCAGCAGUGGGUUGGAUGAUAUCGCCUGCUGACUUUGCCGAAGCCGUACCCGGACCACGAAAUUACGAGUGGGAAGACGUAGACGCUUUCUUGGCCGAACAGCUGUCCUCGUUUAACGCCGAGGCACCACCGGUAGUGCCAUCAGUGGCAUUACCACCUAACCCACCGAUGACACCACUGGCGACACAACGGCCACGAAAUUACGAGUGGGAGGACGUCGAUGCUUUCUUGGCCGAACAGCUGUCCUCGUUUAACGCCGAGGCACCACCGGUAGUGCCAUCAGUGGCAUUACCACCUAACCCACCGAUGACACCACUGGCGACACAACGGCCACGAAAUUACGAGUGGGAGGACGUCGAUGCUUUCUGUGAAAAACUCAACAGCUUAUUUAGUAAAUGCUACAUCUAUAAUAAUGACAAGGCAUGGAAACUUAAGCCAAUAACAGAGUUUUUCAGCAUGCAUCAGACCUGUGCGAGCAGAAUUCAACGCAUGACAAGAGAUCACUGCUGUCUAUCCCACCCCGCAGGAUAUCAUACAGAAGGAGCAUGUCCAACAUCUUCCGUCUGUCAUCAAGUGGCAGUAAGUGGUAAUGUUUACAAUCCGUCAGGAUCCCUGUGGGACACCGGACGUUAUAUCCACAAAGUCAGAUCUAAAGCCACCGAUCACAACAGCCUGAGAACGCUUGGACAGGUAAGAACUGAUCCACCUAAGCAAGUCGCCGUGAAUGCCAAGAUUUUGGAGUUUCGAAAGCAGGAUGACAUGAUCCACGCGAUCGAAUGUUUUUCGAAAGGGACAAUAAGUGCAGACUUCCACACUGAGGGAAAUACGCCCUCAGUUAAGGACUUCCUAAACAGCAAGGUUAUAGGGCGUAUCAGGCUACUGGCACAGCCACGGAGAAAUACGGGGGGCAAACCAUCAGUUCCGGAGCCCUUGGUUCUGUUUAAUGUGCGCAAGGGGCCGAGUACUGUAUCCUUAGUGAUAUCAAGUGUCGAUAUUAAAUUACUGGAAGUAUUAUUUAAGUCAUUGGUGGUAGCUGACGGUAAUGUGCCUAUAGAAGAGUGUAUGGAUGGCCCGGCAAAGACACCUUGA
This is a messenger RNA of Spodoptera littoralis (African cotton leafworm), 1584 nucleotides long. The record is from the annotation of a GenBank genome assembly. Lineage: Eukaryota; Metazoa; Arthropoda; Insecta; Lepidoptera; Noctuidae.